This is a messenger RNA of Aspergillus niger, 3906 nucleotides long. RefSeq lists its product as uncharacterized. Gene Ontology annotation, biological process: transmembrane transport. Gene Ontology annotation, cellular component: plasma membrane. The transcript has 5 exons. NCBI's taxonomy places the organism in Eukaryota, Fungi, Ascomycota, Eurotiomycetes, Eurotiales, Aspergillaceae. Gene Ontology annotation, molecular function: transmembrane transporter activity. The record is from RefSeq and is a predicted model, not a curated record. The coding region runs from base 1 to 3906 and encodes 1301 amino acids.
AUGGUCACAGGAAAUGGAGACUUUCGAUAUCCGCCCCUUGCAGGCGCGCAUGAUAUCCCCAGCCGACGCAGGAUCCCGAACCCUCCCCGCCUAGAUCCGUUGAGACUCAAUCCUCCCUUUCCACGCCCCUCGACCGCCGACGGCGUUCGCCCUCCCCCUUCUCAGCGCCCUCCCGUGCCUUCCCCGCGACUGCACCCUGCAAAGGCGGCUGCUGCUGAUCCAUCAUGGCGCUCCCCAUCGCCUCAACCCAAAGAUGACGACUAUUUCGUCCCCCGCACGCCCGCCCUCCGUACGCCAACAUACCCGGUGUCACCCAAUCCUCGGCCGGGAUAUCCUCCCAGAGAGAUUGAAUUCGAUCGCCCACCGCCCCGGAAGCUUCCGCCAGGCGCACCAGGGUUGCGCAUUUCCAUGUCUACCUCCAAAUUGCACAGUCGACGCCAGCGACCUCCUCGGUCACGAGAACGGUAUCCAGAUGAUGCGUAUGGGUUGGCAUUGCCUCGCGUCGUGCCUCCGGGGAGCUAUGCAGACACACAUGGAGAGGAUGCACUGCGAUCUAGUGUUAACUCGGCCAUGACGUCGCGAUCCAGCAUCGAGCAAGCCAGCGGAACUGAGCGCAGUAGUGUUCUCACAAAGAGUAGCUCGAUUACCGACUUGUCUCCUGACACGCCCGAUGGACCAUGCGAAAAAGAUGGGGGCAUGAGUGUGGAGGAUGCCAUUUCCAUGUACCUCGACGGAUUCAGCGAUGUCACGGAAGAACCUGGAUCACCAGAUAUAUACGACGAUGAAAAAGUAAGGCCAUGGAGUCCAUGUCCGCCCACAGAAUAUACGCUCGAUGAUGGCCAUACUUCCGAUGAGCAUUCGCCCGAUCUGGAUCCCACUGAGGAUCUUCCGCCUGUACCACCGCUCCCUGAGCUGAGUGCCCCUGUACGAGGGCCACUAAGCGAUCGCCAUGAGGCCGAGGAAGUCCCACAUGAAGAGCCAACCGUUGAAGCACCAUUAAAAUCACCCAGUGUCGAACGUCAAGAAAGAAAGGUCGUGCUGCCCGGAGUGGUGCCUCCGCCCCUGCUUUUGGGAACGGACUCGCGCGAUCGCUACGGGUUCCGAAAGGCUACCCAUCAUGUGACCCUGGCCCAGUACGAGGCGUGGAGCAGCUCAUACUCCGACUUUGCCGCGAACCAGCGAAUCAAGUGGGUGGAACUGCUCCGCCAGAAUCGGCUGCCGAUCACAGAUCCGAUCUCCUUCCCGCCAAAGUCAAACAAAGUCAAAAAGUUUGUGCGCAAGGGUAUUCCGUCGGAGUAUCGAGGAGCCGCCUGGUUCUUCUACGCUGGCGGCUAUGAGCACCUGAACCGGAAUCCUGGGCUCUACGAGCAGCUUGUCCGGCAGGCCAUGGAUUCCCCGAGCAACGACGACAAGGAACACAUUGAACGCGAUUUACAUCGAACGUUUCCGGAUAACAUCCACUUUAAACCCGAAUCGGUCGAACAAUACGGAGGCUCCAGCGCUGGCGCUGGAAGCAGCAACCCGAAACAUGAGUCCGUCACGGUUGAGACAGAGAUGAUCCAGUCGCUCCGCCGCGUGCUAUAUGCAUUCGCAGUGCACAACCCCCAGAUCGGGUAUACGCAGUCGCUGAACUUUAUCACGGGACUGCUGCUCCUGUUCAUGCCGGAAGAAAAGGCGUUCUGGAUGCUGCACAUCAUCAGCUCGGUGUAUCUCCCCAGCACGCACGAGAUCAGCCUGGAGGGCGCUAAUAUCGACCUGUGGAUUCUCAUGGUGCUGCUCAAGGAGACGUCGCCGCAUGUAUACAACAAGAUCGCUGGCGGGCUCGGUGGCGGCUCGCGGGCGCCCGCACUGACGGUGACGUCGCGGCUGCCGGACAUCACGUUGGGGCUGACGAACUGGCUGAUGUCGGUGUUCAUCGGGACGUUGCCCCUGGAGACGACACUGCGGGUGUGGGAUGUAUUCUUCUAUGAAGGAUCCAAGACGUUCUUCCGCGUGUCACUGGCUAUCUUCAAGUCGUGCGAGCGAGAGAUCAUGGCGGUGUCAGAUCCAAUGGAGGUGUUUCAGGUGGUGCAGACAGUGCCGAAGAAGCUGCUGGACGCCAAUACUCUGAUGGACGACUGUUUCGUGCGACGACACCGGGUUGGACAAGGCCGCAUCGACGAGCUGCGCGCGGCGCGACGGGCAGCAGUUCGACACGAGAACAUGCGGCGAUCGCGGGCGUGGAACAAAGGCCAGAUCCAGGCAGCGACGGACGAGUGGCCAGGACGAUCGCGAACACCCAUCCCAGGCAUCGAGCGCAAGAUAGGGGAUUCGUGGCGACACAUGCGGAACCAUGCAUUUCGACUCGCGGGUUUCAGGGCGCAGGCCGGAGGGACUGACGACAUGCCUGACGAUGUUACAUAUAAUGAUGUGUUUUUCACCUCUGACUUUCUCCUCUUCUGCAUCCAACAGCACGCAGUCAUGAGUGGCCAGGCAUCCAGCUAUUACAACACCAACCAGAGCUUUGGCGAUCAGCCUCAGCCGCCGCCGCAACAACAACACCAACAACAACAACAAUAUGCGUACUACAACUACGACCAAGCUCCCCAGCCAGCACCAAACCAACACAAUGGCGGUGAUUAUCGAGGACCUGAACCGAAACCUCCUCAGGGACCUCCUCAGGGGCCCCCGCCAACCUACAACCAAGCUGUGUAUGGGUUUGAUGAAGCUUUCCAAGUCGAACGGCCCAAGUACAAUGACAUCUGGGCGGGACUCUUGUUCAUUGCCGUCUUCCUCGGCUACGUUGCAGUGUCCGGCGUGACCAUCCAUCGCUAUGCGAAAUACAAAGGCUUCAGCGGCGGCGGCAUUUACGAUGCGAGCAACGACUUCUCCCUCAACACAAACACCCUCGUGCUCUUCAUAUUCGUCCUCUGUGUGGCCCUCGCCUUCUCAUAUGCCUACUUUCUCGGUGCGCGAUACUUCUCCAAGCUCUUCAUCUGGGUCACGGGCAUCUUGAACAUCGUCUUCGCUCUCGCCACUGGUAUCUACUACAUCGUUCGGGGGCAAUACGGCGGUGGCAUAGUCUUCCUCAUUUUCGGCGUCUUCGCCAUCGUCUGCUUCAUCAGCUGGAUCCCCCGCAUCCCGUUCACAGCCUACAUGAUGGAGGUCUCCAUCGACGUCUCGCGCCAAUACGGCCACAUGUUCCUGGUCAGCACCAUCGGUGGCCUAGUCGCCGUCGCCUUCGCCGCCUGGUUCUCCGUCACGCUCGUUUCGAUCUACGUUGCCUACGAGCCCGACAGCACCGGCGUCAACCCGGCCUGCCCCAAUGGCUCCGGCGGCUGCAGCACCGCCCGAGUCAUCGGCCUAGUCGUCUACGUCACCUUUGCCAUGUACUGGUUCAGCGAAUGGCUCAAGAACACCGUACACACCACCAUCGCCGGCGUCUACGGCUCCUGGUACUUCUUCGCCAACUCGCCGCAAGGCAUGCCCCACGGUGCCACGCGCGGCGCCUUCCGUCGCGCCACCACCUACUCCUUCGGCAGCAUCAGCUUCGGUUCGCUCAUUCUCGCCUUGAUUCAAAUGCUCCGGCAGGCGUGCUCCAUCGCGCAGCAGCAGGAAGCUGCCCAGGGCAGUCUCAUCGGUAGCAUUGGGUUCUGGGUCCUGGGUUGUUUCAUCUCCUUGCUCGAUUGGCUCGUCACGUUCUUCAAUCGCUACGCGUUCUGCCAUAUCGCCCUGUACGGGAAAGCAUAUAUCCCCUCUGCCAAGGAUACGUGGAAAAUGAUGAAGGACCGUGGCGUGGACGCCCUUGUUAAUGAUUGUCUGGUGGGUCCGGUGUUGACGAUGGGGUCCGUGUUCGUCUCUUCACGAACCCUGGGUAUAAUCAGGGCGGGGAUUUCACGGCAGUCAUUAUGGCGUUUGCGUUUGUGA